Molecule: messenger RNA, 339 nt
Organism: Aphanomyces invadans
Lineage: Eukaryota; Oomycota; Saprolegniomycetes; Saprolegniales; Verrucalvaceae
Exons: 3
Coding region: 1-339 (112 amino acids)
Source: RefSeq, a predicted model, not a curated record
AUGGUGGCCAAGAGCGUGUUAUCGGACUUGAACAUUCCGGCGGUGGCGGAUCCCCCUUGCGUUGGCAACAACCUGCAGGACCGUCCUACGACGUCUGGGGUGGCGGCCGGGGUGCUUGUCGUGCCUCCUGGAAACACGGCCCCACAGCUCCAACUCACGUUCUUCCCUAAGGACACGGAGCCUCAGUGGAGGUUGGAGGAGGUGCCCCAAAGCCGAGUCGUCAUCACGACCGCCCUCUUGGCCCCGAAAGCGAGAAUCCGCGCCGUGGUCAAGUUAAGCGACGUCGACAUCCCUGUGCAAGUCGAGCCAGUGAUUCUUCAGGCCACCGACGAACACUAG